Molecule: messenger RNA, 1468 nt
Organism: Pygocentrus nattereri (red-bellied piranha)
Lineage: Eukaryota; Metazoa; Chordata; Actinopteri; Characiformes; Serrasalmidae
Gene: mrpl2
Product: mitochondrial ribosomal protein L2
Exons: 7
Coding region: 174-1091 (305 amino acids)
Biological process (GO): cytoplasmic translation
Cellular component (GO): ribosome
Molecular function (GO): RNA binding; structural constituent of ribosome
Source: RefSeq, a predicted model, not a curated record
CAUCACGGUGCGACCGCGCUGCUGCUGCUGAAGGGCGAAACGCGCCGCGUGUGUUGGAGGCGCUGAGGUUCGGCGGGUUCGGCGGGCUUAUAUUCCUCUGGUCCGCCCGUCUUUACGGUACCUGACAGAACGCGCGGGCGGCGCGCAGAGAAAAGACUGACCUCCUCCAGGUGAUGGCGCUCUCUUCGCUCUGCGGUGCUCUGAGGGCGCUGACCGUGGGCAGCAUCAGCACCAGGACCGCCGCACCGGUUCUGAGCAGUUCUGUCCUGAACUCCGCUCUGCUGUCUGUACGGCCUGUGAAUUCCUCACUGCCGCUCUGCCGAGGCUUCCUGACCACAGCCGCUCUGGGCCAGAACCGGACUCUCUGGAAACAGACGGACAAAUACACCAUCCGGCCUAUUGGGGUUAAGAAGACCGGCGGGAGAGACUUUACUGGGAAGAUCAGGAGACAUGGUAUCGGAGGUGGACACAAGCAGAGAUAUCGCAUGAUAGACUUCCAGAGACUGCGUUAUGAACCGGGCAAAGAGGAUCAGCAGAUCGUGGAGAAGGUGGUGGAAGUGCGAUACGACCCCUGCAGGUCAGCAGAUAUCGCUCUGGUUGCCGGGGGGAACCGUAAGCGCUGGAUCAUCGCCACGGAGAACAUGCAGACUGGAGACCUGAUCAAAACCUCCUCCGCGAUUGGACGGAUGGCAGUGCUGGCUAACGAGGGUGACGCCCACCCUCUGGGUGCACUUCCUGUGGGCACCCUGAUCAAUAACCUGGAGCUUCAACCGGGAAAAGGGGCUCAGUACAUCCGCGCCGCAGGCACGUGCGGCAUCCUGCUUCGCAAAGUGAACGGGACGGCGAUCGUCCAGCUGCCCUCCAAACAUCAGAUCCAGGUGUUGGAGACGUGCAUGGCCACCGUGGGGAAAGUGUCCAACAUCGACCACAACAAGCGCAUCAUCGGAAAGGCCGGCCGGAACCGCUGGCUGGGCAUCAGGCCGUCCAGCGGGCAGUGGAAGAGGAAGGGCGGCUGGGCGGGCCGCAAAAUCCGACCAUUACCCCCCAUGAAGAGCUUCGUCAACCCGCCCUCCUUAACCGCCAAAGCGUGACCACGUCUGACCGCGAGACGCCUCGUCCGGCGCGGAGCUUUCAGAGAGCCGGACGAGUGAAACUGUUCGAUGAUCGAUGGAGUCCCACACCCACACGGCUGAUCCGACCUCGGAGCGUCUCCAGCGCCUCAUCCUGCGGUUUCCGACUCUGAGACUCGCUGCCUCUAUAAACAUGGACGAGACCAGGAGCCUGUAGAGUCCAUUAGAAACGUGUCUCGGGUCUUCCUGCUGGACAGCGUUGACGCUGGGCUUCAGUGACGUGGCUGACUGAGAACAGCUGCUGUGUUCAGAGCAGAUCGGACGUUUUCCUGUUCGGCCUCCGGGUUUGUUUUCAAUGUGCAAAUAUAAAUCAAAUCUAAUAAAAUCAUUAAAAUUAA